Messenger RNA from Durusdinium trenchii, 852 nucleotides. NCBI's taxonomy places the organism in Eukaryota, Dinophyceae, Suessiales, Symbiodiniaceae. The record is from the annotation of a GenBank genome assembly.
AUGAAGGUCAUCGUCACAGCCUUGGCACGCGUGAACUGCGUCGACGCCAAGACCAUGAGUCGCUUCUGCGACGGGGUGGUGCCCACCUUGCCGGAGGCCACACCCUUGGAGUUGGCCCGACUCAUGUACGCCUGCAUGAGCGUCUCCUGCCACGCGCACGACUUGUUCACCGCUUGUGUGUUGCAUAACCGCGAGAAGGCGUCUUCCAUGGAUCCCACCGCGCUGUCGAAUGCCGCCUAUGCCUUUGGCCAGUGCUUCGAGGUUGCAGAAGUGUCGCACCUGCGCUAUUUGCAGAAGAUCUUCCGUCACUUGCGCCUUGCUUCGGUGGCCAGCUUGCCGCUGUUCCUGCCGCGGGAGAUCGUGGGACUUCUAAAGACUUACGCCCGUUGGCAGAUCACCUUCGACUGUGGCCAGUUGUGCAAGGUGGCAGAUCGAAUGUUGGCCUGCAAAAAGCACUUUGACAUGGAGACCACGGUGAAUGGCUUGCACUGCUUAGCCCUGCUGAUGCAGCGGAAUGCAGUGCGCGGAGAAAGUGGCUCCAGUCAGGCUGCAUGGGAGGCCGUGUCGCGCGCCGCUGGGGCCUUGUUGAUACCUGUGUGGUCGGGCGUGCAGAACGAACUGGAUGUGGCAAGUAUCCUCAAAGCCGUGGAAGCAGCGGUGGUGCUCCAGGCCGACGGCACUGCGCUGCAGUCGGCGGUGCGGCAGCUGCUGUUGCUGCGGCCGAAGGACUUGGACGCGCCCGCGUGCCUUGCGCUGCAAGAACAGCUCAGUUUGAUGGGCGUUCACCCAGAGGAAGAUUUGAUGCUGGCGCUUGCUGACAUGAGGGGCGAUGUCACGUUGUACUCAUACUAG